This is a messenger RNA of Daldinia loculata, 536 nucleotides long. RefSeq lists its product as uncharacterized. The transcript has a single exon. The record is from RefSeq and is a predicted model, not a curated record. Bases 92 to 397 code for a protein of 101 amino acids. NCBI's taxonomy places the organism in Eukaryota, Fungi, Ascomycota, Sordariomycetes, Xylariales, Hypoxylaceae.
UGUCUUACGAUUUAUAUGUAGGCUCCAUAGCGCGCAGAAGCUCUAGAUUUCGUAGCCUGCCGUGCCGUGCUGUGCUGUGCCGUGCUAUGCUAUGCUAUUUUAUGCUAAGCUGCGCUGUGCUCUGUGCUCUGUGCUCCUUGCUCUGUGCUCCUUGCUGUUGUACACUUUGAAUGACCACUUUGAUGACCAAUCCAUGGUUGUUCCCCGUCUACCCAUACAUAUAAGAUCAUGCAAUUCAAUCAAUGCCCGUUCCUUAUCCGUGCCCUCUUUCCAUGUCACGAUGAGACGACGCGCGCCCUUAUUUCUUACUUCCUUUUUUUUUUCUUCUCUUUCUUUUCCGUUCCGUUCCGCCGAGCCGUCGGGCGACGGCAAAUACGAGAGAAAUUUGCUUCUCUAGUACCUAGGGCGGGAUUGUUACUGUACAACUGACAGACAGACAGACAGAUAGAUAGAUGUGGACCUAAUGUAUGUUGGUAUGUAGGAACAGACGAACAAAACAGGUGACCUUUUUUUUUUUUUUUUUUUUUUUUUUUUUU